ACCGAACUCCAUAAUCCGCAGGAAGAACAACUGUCGCUUUCGCCGGCCUUCCGGGACAUCUGCCUCAUCCUCCAAAUAUCUCCCAACACCGUGCCACAAGACAAUGGGCGUCGUCAGUCAUUCUAGGCAACGUUGAAAGCACUCUGGAGCUUCAACGACCCCACCAAAGCUCCCGCUGUGAACGAUGCCAACCCAAACAACGAAUGUACAAGAGGCGUCAGUUCCUGCUUCGCAACCAUCUAUCGGCGAGAUAUUUUCGAAGCGUGCGGCGAACAUGAAUCGGCUCCUCUCUCGUCGAGAAAAGGAUGGAGGAGCUCACAGACGGACCAAGUCAAGAGACAAGUCGGCGGAUAAGAAGACCCGGCCGCUCUCUAGCGAUGGCAUUAUGGGACUCUUUAGGAGUGAUGCCCAUAAAAAAAAUGAAAAGGACCAAGAGAAUGCCAACAUCAUCCAUUCACUCAAACAACGGCUACAUCGACGUGGCUAUUCCGGCGUUGACGAUGAGCAAAUAAACUAUGCCCUAGGCUCUGGCUUUGCAGAGGGAGACGUUGACAAGGCAUUCGAGCUUUUGGUCCUAUUUCAGGAAUCGGUGGAAGGCAUCAUCAAACGCUACGAUGCUUCUGUGCCGAUGCUUGGUGCUGUCAACCGAGGCAACGUUACUUGCUAUCUGGACGCACUACUAUUUGCAAUGUUUGCCCGGAUGGACAACUUCGAACCAAUUCUGUGCACAACUCUAGAGGAUGAGCCGAAGCGCCGCUUGUCAACUUUGAUACGUCUUUGGGUGAACAUGCUGCGGACGGGGAAGCUCAUCCCGAUAGAUAUCACCCAGCAUUUGCAAGAAGCCCUUGCUGCGUGUGGUUGGCAGGAAGCCGCCAAACUUAAGCAACAGGAUACCUCAGAAGCGUACAACUUCAUCACCGAGGCCCUAAAAUUACCACUUCUCACGUUGAGAAUGGAUCUAUACCACACCGGCACCGAGGAUGAUCCAGAUGAUCACAAGUAUAUACACGAGCGUCUGCUCGAAGUUGCAGUACCUGAUCCACCUUCAGAUGGCGGUUCCGUCUCCCUUGAGGAUUGCCUCGAGAGUUUCUUCAACAAUCAAGUUGAUGUGCGCCGUUACAUGGAUGUUCUCGAGCGUUCUAAUACCAUGUCAUCCGUACGCUCUGACCGUUCGCCCCUGUCAGAGAAAGAAUCAGAGCUAGGAGAACUUUCUCAGUCUUUGCCCAACACCCCACUUUCACCUCUCGCUCCGUCGUCGCCAUUGUCUCCGGGGAACCGGCACCGCUCUCCUAGCAUUAUUAGAAAUAUUGUUGUGGAAACUACUGAGGUGGAUGCGAGGUCAGACUCCACUGAUAAUCACAGCAGACGCGGUUCAAUUCGAAAGGGAAAGACGACAAGACGAGAGGUGUCCAUGAAAGCCUGGCAGUUUUUCAAUCUAAUACCGUGGGUGAUAGGGCAAAGCUUGCACUCGUCCGAUGGACGCAUCCCGGAAAACCUUAGCUUGUCUCCCGCUGUGACUAUAUGUCUAAAGAGAUACGGAAUGUCGAUGGAUGGAAAGCCUAUUCGCAAAAACACACGCGUUGACAUCCCACUGGAUAUUCGUUUACCACACUUCAUCGAAGACGACAGGAUUCCGGAGGAAGGCCCCAUGAUUAGGAGGUUCAAACUCUCUCUUCAGUCUGGGUUGUGCCAUCGUGGAGAAUCACUCAAUGCUGGGCACUAUAUAGCGUUUGUUCGUGAAGCUACUGCAAUACCGGACGGCGACUAUCAAUCUUCUCGAAGACAGAGUGAUAGCACUGCCCCGCCUCGGUACUCGGAGGAGAAAUGGCUGUGCUUCGAUGAUCUGGGCAACACCAGGGUGAAGAAAGUGGAAAUAGAGGAACUGUUGAAGAAGGAGAUGCCAUACCUUCUCUUUUAUCGAGUCGAACCAAUUUACGAGAUGACUCCAGCGUCUAUUUCGGAUCCUCGACUGCCUUCUUACGAUGAUUCGUUUGUCGAGAUUCAAAGCCACAAUCAGGAUCAUCAUAUAGAGGGUACAGAUAGCACUGUCGACCAACAAAGUUACUUUGACAGUGCGAGAGACGCAACUACACCAGCAAUUCGAUUAUCAGCUGAUGUUGAACGCCUUCCAACCCCCAGACAGAGCCUAAACCUCCCGGAAGACCGUCGGGGCAGCUUAGCAUUCACAGAGCCUGGUUUGACAAGCUCAAGGAGCAGCAUUCAUGGUGCUACGAUCAUUCUAGCGACUUCAGCACCAGCGACUCCCAGUGAGGAGACUGCCGCCCAAAGGAUGUCUCGAGCCGCUUCCAAAGUCCUCAAAUCUACGACGAAGAGUCGGCCAACUAGCCAGUCUGGUGAAGGUCGAAUGAGUGGCGCUUUCUCGCGACUGAAUCUGAUGCGGAGCAAGGACUCGUUGAACAAGCCAUCCGAAAACGCGAGAGAUCGUCCACCUGUCACUGACGGCAUCACUGAACCUCGUACCUCCAUCGCUAUCGACGAAGGAUCCCUGCGGCCACACGAAGAUGGAGUUGAUCGGUCGAAGAGUAAGAAGGAGAAAAAGAAACGGGAUAAGAGUCAGGGCCCGAGCGAGAAGAUAGAGCAUCCUGAACAUCAUCAUCAUUUGCAUAAAGGGAAAGGGAAGGCGAAAGAUGUUCCAGAUCGGGAGUGUGAUGUCAUGUAGAUCGGCGUUUUUGGGAUUUUUGUAUUAAUAUGGGACGGCAGGAAUUGGCAUUGAUAAGGGCACCACCUGGCGUAGCAUGUUAGAAAUGGGUCAUUGGCGGCGUUUGACAAGAGGACUUGCAGAUCAUGUUUCUGGGUAUCGCUGAAUAGCAGGCUUAGGACGGGCCCGAAUGCGUGUGGACUGCAUUGGGUCAACGAGACCUGUAUGGGUAUAGUUGGAAUUACAACAAAACAUAUGCCGGUGA
Hyaloscypha bicolor E is the source of this 2924-nucleotide messenger RNA. Its product is annotated as cysteine proteinase. Gene Ontology annotation, molecular function: cysteine-type deubiquitinase activity; cysteine-type endopeptidase activity. NCBI's taxonomy places the organism in Eukaryota, Fungi, Ascomycota, Leotiomycetes, Helotiales, Hyaloscyphaceae. Gene Ontology annotation, biological process: protein deubiquitination. The transcript is spliced from 5 exons. Bases 185 to 2680 code for a protein of 831 amino acids. Gene Ontology annotation, cellular component: cytosol; nucleus. The record is from RefSeq and is a predicted model, not a curated record.